This is a messenger RNA of Columba livia (rock pigeon), 3706 nucleotides long. Its product is annotated as von Willebrand factor A domain-containing protein 5A. Gene Ontology annotation, molecular function: serine-type endopeptidase activity. The coding region runs from base 204 to 3446 and encodes 1080 amino acids. The record is from RefSeq and is a predicted model, not a curated record. NCBI's taxonomy places the organism in Eukaryota, Metazoa, Chordata, Aves, Columbiformes, Columbidae. The transcript has 20 exons. Gene Ontology annotation, biological process: proteolysis.
CAGGUGGCACUGCAGCAUUGAUUGCAGCUCCUAUCCAUCCCUGCCGCUUCCUGCAAAGACCAGGUCUCCUUCUCCGAGCACCUCUGUGAACACUAUUUCAUGCUGCAGCUGGCAGGUCUCAGUCCCUGUUCCUGUGUCUCUCUCCUCGUUGCUCCUGCUGCAGGCUGCUGCUCCACGAAUCUGUCUUCAACCAACAAGUCAAGAUGAGGAAAAGUGGCAUCCUGAGCAAACAGUAUAUGUGCAGGGGUUUAUUUCAGAGAGGAAUAUGGUUCUUUUCUUCCUGUCCUGAAGUGGAGCUGGAAACUGUCACAGUAAACGUAUCCAUCCAGGACUUUGUAGCCGAUGUGGUGUCUGAGCUGGUUUUCCGCAAUAUGUCGCAAGUUUCUAAGGAGACCAUGUUCAUCUUUCCAUUGAAUUUUAACACUGUUGUACACACCUUCUACGCAAGCAUGGGGGAUACUCGCACUGAAGCAAUGGUCUUGGAGAAGGAGGAGGCCCAGCAGCUGUGCAAAGCCACAUCAGGCGUGGAGAAUUUGACAUACCUGCAGGACCAGGGAGAUCUUUGGGGCCCCGUGUUCGCUUGUUUCCUGGGGACCCUUCCUCCUAACAGGGAGGUGACCAUCAGCCUGUGCUAUGUCCAAGAGCUGACACUGCAGCCUGAUGGAGCUGCCCAGUUUUGCUGGCCACGUGAGCUGUUCCCCUCAAGAAAAUACAUUAACUGGAUCUCUUUGGAGGAGGAGACGUCCAAAAGCCUACAUUUCGGUAUCUGUCUGAGGUCAGGCCAUGGUGUGUCCCAUAUAGCCGUUAACAGCAGUCACACCCCUCUGCAAUACAUAGCUCCAGAUCAAACAUCUGCUGAGGUAACAGCCCUGCCAGAUGCUGGAGUCACAAACAGGGAGAGAAGGGUCUGCAGCCUGCUGAUGCUCCUUAGGACUCCUCAAUCCUUUUAUAUGGUUAUUUCCACCCUACUUGUCUCUGCUUGUCCUCAGGUCUCCUUGAAACUGCCACCCUGGAUGCAGGAUGAUCUGAACUUGCUGGUGUAUUACAGAGGGUCUCCUAGUCUCAGUGCUGUGGUGGAGAGGAGAGAUCCCAAAGCUUCACCUGGGUCUCUGCUGGGAAACACGGUGGUGAUGGUGACAUUGAUGCCCAACAUUCCAGACACGGUGCCCAAUCCAGGCCAGUUUGGGGAAUUCCUCUUUCUUAUGGACCGCAGCCUCUUCCAGGAUGCACAGCUUCUCCAUCUGAGCUCUGCCCAUCCCUCCGUCUGUUCCCAGAAUACACUGCUCUUCCUCCUCAAGAGUUUGCCUCUGGGCUGUUACUUCAACAUCUACAGUUUCGGAGCCACUUUCAAAGCCUUCUAUCCGCAAAGUGUGGAAUACACACAGGAAAGCAUGGACAAUGCAGUGGGGAGCAUCUCCUCCAUCUGCCCUGAUCUGGGAGGCUGUGACCUGUUGGGCCUUCUAAGGUUUAUCUACAGCACUCCUCUCCUUCAUGGGCAUCCCCGCCAGCUUUUCAUCUUCAUCCAAAGGAAGGUCUCCAAUGAAGAGGAAGCUGUCAUGGCUGAGGUCUACCGCUACCGGGACCACCACCGGUGUUUCUGUUUUCCUACUAACAGCUGUGACAGCUUCAACCUUUCCCAGGCCAUGGCCCUGGAGACCAAAGGUGAAUGUGUGUGCAUCCACUCUAGGAUGGAUAUGACAUCUGAGGCAGUGAAAUGUCUGCAGCAGGCUCUGCAGCCUCUCGCAAGUGGGAUCUCACUACAUUGGGACCUUCCACCUGGCCUGGAGGUGUCGAUGAUCAGAAAAGCUCCUGAAAUGAUCUUCCAAGGACACCAGAGCUCCAUCUAUGCCCAGAUCCAUGGGCAAGCACAGGAUCCUGAGGUGGAUGAGGGAGCUGUUACCCUUCAGUACUAUGUGGGCCACCAGUCCUUUGAAUACACACUCAGGUUCUCACUGUCCCCAUCAUCAGACAGCAGGCUGCCUGUCCAUCGCAUGGCCAUGAAGCACCUGCUGUGGAAACUGGCCUGGGAGGGGACAAGCAGGGCAGAGAAGGACGUUCGUCACAGCACAGUGAAGUCCAGUCUCAGCCUGGGGGUCCUGUCCCCCUUCACAUCCGUUGUGGCAGUACGCAUGAAACAGAGGGAUGCCUGGCACCAUGAUUCUUUGCCUCCAGGCUCCUCCAUGUCCUCUCUUUCUUGCAACCUGGUUCCCUGCCAGCUGCUCUGGUUGCGUGGCUUCAGGCCUGGGUGGUUCAAGUCCACCAAGUUUUGGAUGGUCCAGAAGUGUCAGUCCUGCCUUGAGACACUUGAUCGCAAAGCCCGUGACACUGAGGCACUCACCCAGUUUUCAGCAUCCUGUAAAGAGUGGGAGCCUUCUCCUGAAGACGACACGAUGGAAGAACCACCGGCAUUCAACAUGAGUUGGAACUGGACAAUUUCACCACUGUCAACAAGGCUGUGUGACUUUUCUGGGCUCAGGGUAGUGGUGGCACUUCAGAAAGCAAAUGGGUCCUGGGCUCCAACUGCAGCCCUGGCCUCUGCCUUGGGGCUCAGCAAAGCUGAUGUUGAGGGACAAAGGCCCAGUGAGGUUGUGCAACCAACUGCCUGGGCCACAGUUUUGGCCUUAGUCUGGUUGCACCAGUACAAAUGGAAGGUAUCUUGGUCAGACCUUCUGCGGGCCAAAGCUUGUAGGUGGCUGCAGGACCAAGAAGGAAGGAUCAUUGGCGGGCAGGAAGCUCGGCCCCACUCCAGGCGCUACAUGGCUUAUGUAUCAAUUGGAAGUCGGUCAGGUACAUCUAACUGUGGAGGAUUCCUGAUUCACCCGUAUGCAGUGCUCUCAGCAGCUCACUGUGUGGCUGGUAAAACGGGAGUGAAUAUCACUGUGACUCUGGGAGCCCACAACAUAAAGAAGGAAGAGCUGAGCCAGCAGAAGUUCCACAUUGGUCGCUGGGUCAUCCACCCCAACUAUUCAGGAGAUACCCUUGCAAACGACAUAAUGCUGCUGAAGCUGAAGCCAAAGGCCAAGCUGACUAAGCAAGUGAAUCGUGUCCCCUUGCCCAGGCACAAUGAGCAUAUUAAGCAAGGAACUAGAUGCAAAGUGGCUGGCUGGGGCUGGACAUCAACAACACGGGAUAAGACCAGUGUGCUGAUGGAGGUGGACCUGAAGGUGCAGAGUGAGGACAUAUGUGAGAAGUCUUUCAAAAAGAACUAUCUGCGUGAGUCUAUGAUCUGCUGUGGCGAUGAGGAUGGCAAAAAAUCAACUUCCCGUGGUGAUUCUGGUGGCCCUUUAGUCUGCAAUGGGAAGGCUCAUGGCAUUGUUUCUUAUGGACACAAAAAUCGCAUCUUCCCUAAAGUAUUUACCAGAGUCUCCUAUUUUGAACCCUGGAUACGUAAAGAGCUGAGAAAGUUUGCGCUCCAAGACCUACCUGACUCUCCCUCCUCUUACUAAAAUGCUCAGUGCCCCGUUUCCACAACAUGCUGAUGCUUAGAGGCUUCCACGGGCAGCUCAGAUGGGGUCAGCAAUGCUCUCACGGCACAGGCACAGGCUUCUGUGCCAAGGUGGUUCUCCAUGCUAAGGUAAAAUUCCAAGUCCCAAGUACACACAGAUUCACAUUAUUCCCUUCCUCCCACUGCUGCGCAACAGUGCCACCUCCUGCUCUGCUUUCUGACCACCAAUAAAAGCAUGUUCAAACUUGCUGUGUGCAGCCU